Plasmodium fragile is the source of this 1263-nucleotide messenger RNA. RefSeq lists its product as uncharacterized. The transcript is spliced from 2 exons. The record is from RefSeq and is a predicted model, not a curated record. Lineage: Eukaryota; Apicomplexa; Aconoidasida; Haemosporida; Plasmodiidae. Bases 1 to 1263 code for a protein of 420 amino acids.
AUGCGGUUGAUACCACUCGUUCUUAUAUUGUUAGGUGACGCAAUUUUAUGGAACCAUCAAAAAGGAUACUACUGCUUCAAUUUAAUUCCAAAGCAAGGAAACAUUUUUUUUCGAACAUUUAGCACGUCCUGUAAUAACUACCUGUAUAAAAAGAAAAUUGCGCGUCAGAAAUGUGAAGAUGGCAGGGUGAAACACCAAUCGAACAAGAUACACCUUUCCCUUUACAAAGACAUAAACCUGGGGAAGAAAUACAAAUCGGGUGAGCAGUUAAAGGAACAGGCAAAAAAUGCCGUGAAGGACAUUCAAGGAGUUUGGAAGUUUUACUUCCCCGUAUAUAUAAUGGACACGGAGUUUGAAGCGGCAAAGGGGGAGUCAUUCGAAAGUAACCAGAUCGGGAGGGUCGCAGAGUUGGGCACGGCCAGCGGUUUGGGCAGUCACGAAAAUUUAGACGAGUUGGACGAAUUGGACGCAGCGGAUCAGUCGGAAGAUUUCAGGACGGAAGGGGAUGGGUCCAGCGAAACGGAGAGCUCCACGAAUGAAGAAGAGUCCGAUGACCCCAAUAUGAAUCUACUGAGAGGGGAACGGAUGCAGCCGCUACCCAUGUUUGUGUAUAACUGUGAAAACAUCGUGUCGGCCUCCUCGUCGACGCGCGCCUACUGGUCUAACGAAUUUUUGCAAAACAAUAUUUUCGAAUGCACAAUAAAGUUUGUUAACAAAAUGAAUAGCAAGUAUAUGAUCAUCCUGCAAGGGUAUUUAUUUGUGUCUAAAAUAAACGCUCUGAAGGACCAGAACAUUCGUUUGAUGCCAUGCCAAAUAUUUGGGAAUUUAUUUCUAGCUAAUAAUGACAAUGCAGAGGAAGUUUCGUUAAUUCCACCUAAUAUGAAAGUGUAUGAUAUGAAUGGGAACCAAGUUAAGGACAUUCUGGGCAUUUUGGAAAAAAAAAUCCCAGGGUUUCGGAAAGAUAAGAAAAAAAUCGAUUCCUUUUUGGGGCAAAAAAAGUGGAAAUUCUUAGGCGUUUCAACAGCUUAUAAAGUGGUAGGGGAGGGUAAAAAUAUGUUUAAUAUUAAUCACUUUUUAACAGGGAAAGAUGAAAGCGUUUUUUAUAAUGUGAUGGACUUUGACACAGUGAAUACAAAUUACAACCAAAACGGGGUUGUCCACUUGGAGGAAAUUUUUAAUUCCUAUUUUGAAAAGCCCCCGGCGGAUGUACUCUCCUUCAUUAUGAAAAAUCUCGAGGAAAAGUCCAUUAACGGCCCCUUUUAA